Molecule: messenger RNA, 2728 nt
Organism: Pipistrellus kuhlii (Kuhl's pipistrelle)
Lineage: Eukaryota; Metazoa; Chordata; Mammalia; Chiroptera; Vespertilionidae
Gene: PDHA1
Product: pyruvate dehydrogenase E1 subunit alpha 1
Exons: 11
Coding region: 112-1284 (390 amino acids)
Biological process (GO): pyruvate decarboxylation to acetyl-CoA
Cellular component (GO): intracellular membrane-bounded organelle
Molecular function (GO): pyruvate dehydrogenase (acetyl-transferring) activity
Source: RefSeq, a predicted model, not a curated record
CUGCGGCUGAGGCGUGGCUUCCGCUCGGGCGCCUGAAGGAGACUCGGAGGCGGCCGGGUCGCUGUGCUUGUGCCGGGAGGGAGUCGUGGGCCCUGCUGCCAGCCUCGGUCCAUGAGGAAGAUGCUCGCCGCCGUCUCCCGCGUGCUGUCGGGCGCUGCCCAGAAGCCGGCAAGCAGAGUGCUGGUGGGAUCCCGGAAUUUUGCAAAUGAUGCUACAUUUGAAAUUAAGAAGUGUGACCUUCACCGGCUGGAAGAGGGCCCUCCUGUCACCACUGUGCUCACCCGGGAGGAUGGGCUCCGAUACUACAGGAUGAUGCAGACUGUUCGCCGGAUGGAGCUAAAGGCAGAUCAGCUGUAUAAGCAGAAAAUUAUCCGUGGUUUCUGUCACUUGUGUGAUGGUCAGGAAGCUUGUUGCGUGGGCAUGGAAGCUGGCAUAAAUCCCACAGACCAUCUGAUCACAGCCUAUCGGGCUCAUGGCUUUACCUUUACUCGUGGGCUUUCUGUUCGAGAAAUUCUCGCAGAGCUUACAGGACGCAGAGGAGGCUGUGCUAAAGGAAAAGGAGGAUCAAUGCAUAUGUACGCCAAGAAUUUCUACGGGGGCAAUGGCAUCGUUGGAGCUCAGGUGCCCCUGGGAGCUGGGAUUGCUCUGGCCUGCAAGUAUAAUGGAAAAGAUGAGGUCUGUUUGACUUUGUAUGGCGAUGGCGCUGCUAACCAGGGUCAGAUAUUUGAAGCUUACAAUAUGGCAGCUUUGUGGAAAUUGCCUUGUAUUUUCAUCUGUGAAAAUAACCGCUACGGGAUGGGAACGUCUGUUGAGAGAGCAGCAGCCAGCACGGAUUACUACAAGAGGGGCGACUUCAUUCCUGGGAUGAGGGUGGAUGGAAUGGAUGUCCUGUGUGUCCGGGAGGCAACAAAGUUUGCAGCUGCCCAUUGUAGGGCUGGAAAGGGGCCUAUUCUAAUGGAGCUGCAGACUUACCGUUACCAUGGACACAGCAUGAGUGAUCCUGGAGUCAGUUACCGUACCCGAGAGGAAAUUCAGGAAGUGAGAAGUAAGAGUGACCCCAUCAUGCUUCUCAAGGAUAGAAUGGUGAACAGCAAUCUUGCCAGUGUUGAAGAAUUAAAGGAAAUUGAUGUCGAAGUGAGGAAAGAAAUUGAGGAUGCUGCCCAAUUUGCUACAGCUGAUCCUGAACCACCUUUGGAAGAACUAGGCUAUCACAUCUACUCCAACGAGCCACCUUUUGAAGUUCGGGGUGCCAAUCAGUGGAUUAAGUUUAAGUCCAUCAGUUAAUGGGACACUGCAUGUAAUGGAUGGUUACAUCUUCAGUGGGCUGACAGCAACUGUAAGGAGCUCUUGUUCUCACCCAUAGGAUAUAUGUAGAUUAAGGUAGUAAUUGCAUGCAGUUUAUACAUAGGUCUAAAUAGGUAACAGACUUUGCUUAACUUUCUCAGAUUAUUUCCUUAAAACAAUUCUAUUUAAUCUUGUUUGUAUACUAUUUUAACAGGUACUUUUUAGUUACUGAAAGGAAAAACAAUUCUUUGUAUGCCUGUCCAAUUCUGCUACUUUAUUGUUGGUGGGGGGGCUCAUUCCCCUGUCUGGCCCCAACCUCACAGCUAACAACAGCGCACAUUAAUGCACACACACACACACACCUGUAAAACAACAUUUACCAUAACCAGGCAGUGGGUAGAAGGACAGUUCCAUUUUUAAAUAGGACUACUUCACAAUCAUUUCAAAGGUCAAAUAACUUAAAGUGCAAUUAACCAGUUACUGUUAACUUAUAACCUAAAACAGUGAUUCCCAGCCUUUUUGCUAAAACACCCAUUGUUUUAUCUUUGCAGCUAGUGCUAUAUAGGGUGUGCUGGUGUUUUUCAUUGAAGCAAAUUAAAAUUCAUUUUUAAGAAUUCCAUAAUACUCGAUGUCAGAACUGUGGCUCACAUUACUGUCCUCACAAUACAUACCGUUCUACUCACCUUUAAAAUGUUGAUAAAACAGAGACAUAAAACAUGAAAGCCAGUGAAAACAUUUUAUUAACUAUUUAGAACUUUUAAAAUUGUUCAUGGUAACAUGUGUGUCUGUAUGAGAAACUUUUAACAACAAAGAUGUCCUCUAACUCUUUAGAACUUCAAGUUUUUAAAUUAUUCGUGGUGUUUUACGUGUGUCUGUGUGAGAAAUUUAACAACAAAGAUGUGAGCUCCUUGCUCACUCUGACUGAUUAAGCCUUAUCUUGGGUUGCUGGGGCCCCCUGCCUCCGUCUUCUGUACUGGGAGACUUCACUCCAGAGCCUGCAGAGGAGCCCACCACUAUGAAACAAAAAGAAAAGUUUUCUUUAGAGUUCAAAAAACUCUUCACAGAAUACUUUAGAAGCCCUAUAGCAAAAAGCAUAUAAAUAAUUCUGUAUUUUCUAUCAUGUUGUAAAAACUUAGUUAAACUAGAAAUAUGUUCUUUUCACACAUGGAAGUGACAUUUGUGCCCCAGCAAGAGUGGCACAUUGUCUUAGAGGCAUAUGCAGGUGUGCUGAUCUGUACGGAACAGCCCAUUUAAGAUGCCAUGGCAACCAGAAUGUAGGCUGCAACUUAAAGACAUGUUUUGGUGUAGCGCGGAACGGGGAAAGCGCUUAUUUCACCUUCCUGCUUUUCCUACAGAGCCUUUAGCUUCUGCCACCUCUUGGCUUUACUUCCAACUUGAACCUGGGAAAACUGCAGAGUUUAGAGUUUUCUAAACCAUAGAAAAA